GGCUGGCCUUGAACCACAGUUUUCCAGAUCUCAGCCUCCCAAGUACAGGUAAGAGCCGCCAGUGCCUGGUUUCUCCUUUAGUUUGGAUAGGUUUGGAGUUGUGACUCCAGUAGUAGAGCACUUGCUUGGCAAGUUCAGGUCCCUGAGGUCAGACCCCCCAGUACUACUAAAAAAAAAAAAAAUUAAAAUGCCAAUGGAUAAAUUUAUUCUGAAUUCUCCGUUCUGAGGUGCCUCUUAUGUGUGAAGCCUGAGAAGAAUUGAUUGGGGUAAAAGGUGCUUUCACUGGCUCAGUCGGUUCCCGAUUCUGGUCCCCGGCCCCCAGCAGCGCCUGCCCCCUUCCCACCGGGGCCCCCCAUGAUGCCACCACCCUUCAUGCCCCCUCCAGGGAUACCCCCUCCCUUUCCUCCGAUGGGGCUCCCCCCUAUGAGUCAGAGACCACCAGCCAUCCCCCCCAUGCCACCUGGCAUCCUGCCCCCAAUGCUUCCACCAAUGGGGGCACCACCACCACUCACACAGAUACCAGGAAUGGUACCUCCAAUGAUGCCAGGAAUGCUGAUGCCAGCAGUGCCUGUCACCGCAGCGACGGCUCCGGGUGCGGACACCGCCAGCUCUGCUAUGGGUGGGACAGGCCCUCCGAGAGCGCUGUGGAGUGAGCAUGUGGCCCCUGAUGGGCGCAUCUACUACUACAAUGCUGAUGACAAACAGUCUGUGUGGGAGAAGCCCAGCGUGCUCAAGUCCAAGGCAGAGCUGCUGCUGUCCCAGUGUCCUUGGAAAGAGUACAAGUCGGACACAGGCAAACCUUACUACUACAACAACCAGAGUCAGGAGUCCCGCUGGACCCGGCCUAAAGACCUGGAUGACCUGGAGGCCCUAGUCAAACAAGAGGCUGCAGGAAAACAGCAGCAGCCACAGCCUCCUCAGCCACAGCCUGACCCCCCGCCUGUACCUCCUGGUCCCACCCCAGUGCCCACAGGCCUCCUGGAACCUGAGCCAGGUGGAAGUGAAGACUGUGAUGUGUUGGAAGCUGCUCAGCCUCUGGAGCAGGGGUUCCUACAGCAGCCAGAGGAGGGGCCUAGCAGUUCUACUGGACAGCAUCAGCUACCACAGCAGGAAGAGGAAGAAGCCAAGCCAGAGCCAGAGCGGUCUGGCCUCAGUUGGAGCAACCGGGAGAAGGCAAAGCAGGCAUUCAAGGAGCUGCUGAGGGACAAGGCUGUCCCCUCCAAUGCCUCAUGGGAACAGGCCAUGAAGAUGGUAGUCACUGACCCUCGUUACAGUGCCUUGCCCAAACUGAGUGAGAAAAAGCAGGCAUUCAAUGCCUACAAGGCACAGCGGGAGAAGGAAGAGAAAGAGGAGGCCCGACUAAGGGCCAAGGAAGCCAAGCAGACCCUGCAACAUUUUCUUGAACAGCACGAACGCAUGACCUCCACCACCCGCUACCGGCGGGCAGAACAGACCUUUGGGGAGCUGGAGGUCUGGGCUGUGGUCCCCGAGAGGGAUCGAAAAGAGGUUUAUGAUGAUGUCCUCUUCUUCCUGGCCAAGAAGGAGAAGGAACAGGCCAAGCAGCUCCGACGCCGCAACAUCCAGGCCUUGAAGAGCAUCCUGGAUGGAAUGAGUAGUGUCAAUUUCCAAACCACAUGGUCCCAGGCCCAGCAGUACCUCAUGGAUAACCCCAGCUUUGCUCAGGACCAACAGCUGCAGAACAUGGACAAAGAAGAUGCACUGAUCUGCUUUGAGGAGCAUAUCCGAGCUUUGGAGAGGGAGGAGGAGGAAGAGCGGGAACGGGCCCGGCUUCGGGAGCGGCGCCAACAACGCAAGAACCGGGAGGCCUUCCAGACCUUCCUGGACGAGCUGCACGAGACAGGGCAGUUGCAUUCAAUGUCCACCUGGAUGGAGCUAUACCCAGCAGUCAGCACUGAUAUCCGCUUUGCCAACAUGCUGGGCCAGCCGGGCUCCACCCCUCUGGACUUGUUCAAGUUCUAUGUGGAGGAGUUGAAGGCACGCUUCCAUGAUGAGAAGAAGAUCAUUAAGGACAUACUUAAGGACCGGGGCUUCUGUGUGGAGGUGAACACAGCUUUUGAGGACUUCGCCCACGUCAUAAGCUUUGACAAGAGGGCUGCUGCGCUGGACGCAGGCAACAUCAAGCUGACCUUCAAUAGUCUGCUGGAAAAAGCAGAGGCGCGAGAGAGGGAGCGGGAAAAGGAGGAGGCACGAAGGAUGCGGCGCAGGGAAGCUGCCUUUCGAAGCAUGCUGAGGCAGGCCGUGCCUGCUCUGGAGCUGGGCACUGCGUGGGAAGAGGUCCGUGAGCGCUUUGUGUGCGACUCAGCCUUUGAGCAGAUCACCUUGGAGUCGGAGCGGAUCCGGCUCUUCCGGGAGUUCCUGCAGGUGCUGGAGCAGACCGAAUGCCAGCAUCUCCACACCAAAGGUCGAAAGCACAGCAGGAAGGGCAAGAAACACCAUCGGAAACGUUCCCACUCACCCUCAGGCUCUGAGUCGGAAGAGGAGGAGCUGCCACCACCAUCCCUCCGGCCCUCUAAGCGAAGGAGGCAGAACCCCUCGGAGUCUGGCUCGGAACCUUCGUCUUCACUUGAUUCUGUUGAAAGUGGGAGUGCUGCCCUUGGAGGACGGGGCUCCCCCUCCUCCCACCUCCUUGGACCAGAUCAUGGCCUUCGGAAAGCCAAGAAACCAAAAAAGAAAACUAAGAAGAGAAGACACAAGUCGGUGAGUAGUGAAGAAACUACUAGUUUGUGGGAUGUUUCACCCACCUUCCAGUUGUCUUUCCCGGUUGCUGAGGUGGGCUCUGGACUCUUACAGAACAGUCCUGAGAGUGAGACAGACCCUGAGGAGAAAGCUGGCAAGGAGAGUGAAGAAAAAGAACAAGAACAGAACAAGGACAGGGAGCUCCGGCAGACAGAGCUCUCUAACCGCUCGCCAGGCUUUGGAGUCAAGAAGGAGAAGACAGGCUGGGACACGUCAGAAAGUGAGCUGAGUGAGGGGGAACUGGAGAGGCGGCGGCGGACACUCUGCAGCAGCUGGAUGACCACCAGUGAUCUGAUGUGCUGCUCUCUGCCUUGGGCCUGCGUGAGGCAUUGGCUCUGGGGCCAUCCUCACCCUCAGACUCCUUCCUUCGUCUGUCUGGUCUGUGUCACUUUUCUUAAAGUAACUCCACCCCCAAUACACCUCUGUUGGCACCUCUUAAGGUUGCUCUUGGUGUUCAAGGGUUCCCCAGUUCCCGGACAACUAGUGCAGUUCUUGCCCUCAGCCCCAGACCAGAGAUGAGUGGCCUGUGCCAUGUGGGGUGGGUG
Molecule: messenger RNA, 3302 nt
Organism: Castor canadensis (American beaver)
Lineage: Eukaryota; Metazoa; Chordata; Mammalia; Rodentia; Castoridae
Source: RefSeq, a predicted model, not a curated record